Molecule: messenger RNA, 2783 nt
Organism: Paramecium pentaurelia
Lineage: Eukaryota; Ciliophora; Oligohymenophorea; Peniculida; Parameciidae
Source: the annotation of a GenBank genome assembly
AAUGAGAGCACAAUCUCCAACAUCGAAAUUUAUCCCCACAUCUACAAUCACAACAACUAGAUUAGUAAGUUCCCCUCACUCAAAUAUAAGAGAUCAAAGAGCUGAUUCAUCAGUGAAUAGUAGAGUCACAAAAAUAACAACAUACUAAACAAGGCCAAAGACAACUAUAACAACAACCACUACUUAUAGACCAGUCAUUGAGACAAGAACAGUAAGGUUAUGCACAGAUAAGAGAUGCUAAGGACAUGAAUAGCAUAUUGAAUAAUUAACUUAAGAGAACCAGUAAUUACAUUAAAGAAUUUUUGAACUUUAAUAAGAAAUAGAGUAGACAUCCUUAUGUCAAAGGUAACACACUAAUACAUAUUCUUGUGAGAUAGAUAAUAUUAGAAAAUUAUAUGAAGAAUCAUAGAUUAAUCAUAAAUCUGAAAUUGAAUAUCUUACCUAAGAGAUAACAUAAUAUAAGACUUAAUUCUAACAUUCAGAUGAUUAAGUGAAAUACUUGACUUAAUAAUUAAGAAAAUAAUCAAGUAAUGAGAAUUUAGAAAAUUAAAUCACUUUACUAACAACUGAAAUGGAAAGAUUAAAUAUGAUUAUUCUAGAAAAAAAUAAUUUUGUGGAAUAAUUAACUUAAAAAAUUAAUGAAUUAGAUUCUGAAUUAAUUAAUAAGGAAAAUAUCAUUGAAAAUUUAGAAAGUAAUUCUUCCAAAUUAAGAAAACAAUAUUAGGAGGCUUGCAAUCAAGUUGUUCUUAUUCGAUCAGAGUUAGAUAGAUAAUUGGAAACUAUAUAAUAAUAGGAAAGAAAUAUAUUCCUUUUGAAUCAAGAUAAACAAGCUAUUGAAUAAUAUACAUUUAUUUUGGAAUAGAAGGAACAAUAACUUUAAUAAUUAAGAAGUAAUAUUUAAUUAUUAGAAAUGAGAUUGUAAGAACAAUAAACUACAAUAUAAGCAUAAUAUAAGGAAAUUGACAAUCUUAUGCUAAGAUUGGAUUCUGCUAAUUAAUAAAUUGAUUAUUAUCAAACAGAAUCUGAUGAACUUUAAAAAUAUAGAAAUAUCUUGUAGAAUGAAUUAGAAAUGUCUAAAUAAGAGAAUGUAAAAUUGUAGGAUCAAAUUACAAAAUUAAAAUAAUAAUAGACUGAUUUAACUAAAACAAUUGAAAAGUUAAAAUUGGAUCUUAAUUAAUAAUUAAGUUCAAUUUCAUAAGAUUUCAAUUUUGAACUAUAAUCAAAGAAUGAUGAAUUGGAAUAAAAUAAAUCUUAAUAUUAAUUAGAAUUAACAGUCAUUACUAAAAAGUUUUAAGAAGAGAACUAUUAACUUAGAAUUAAUAAUGAAGAUUUAUAGAAUGAGAUAAAUUAAUUAAAUAAUGUCAACUAAAUCUUACAGAAUACUGUAGAUGAAAAGAUAAAUGAUAUCUCAAAUUUGAAAAACCAAUAUACUUAAUUAUAUAGUGAAUAUAAUACAUAUAAGAUGAAACUUUAAGAAGAGAAUCAUAAAUUAAAAUUAGAAAUAGAAGAUGCAUUAAUUACAUCUAAUUAGUUAUAAUAAAAAAAGAAUUCAUAUGAAUCAACAAUUAUGGAAUUAAAUCUUGUCAUAAAUUAAUUAUAACAAUAAAUAACUUAGUAAUAAAAUGAAUUGAAUUCAUUAAAAUAUAAAUCUGGUGAGGAAUAUUCAACUUUAAGAAUUCAAAUUGAAUAACUUGAUUAAAAUAAUAUACAAUUAUAGACUAUAAGAUCAAGAUUAUAAAAGGAUUAUGAGGAAAAAUUGAAUGAACUUAAAGAUUUAUAAGAUAAGUUUAAUUAAUACAAAUAAACUACCUAAUAAACAAUUAAAGAUUUAGAGAAGAAAAUAUAUGAAUAUGAAGAAAAAUUAUCCUUAUUAUCUUCAGAAAUUCAAAGAAUGUUAUUCUAAAUAAAUUAAAAGAAUGACAUAAUUUAAGAAUAAACUACAGUUUUAGAUGAAUAUUAGAGAGAAAUCAAAUUGUUGAAAUAAUAACUUGAAGAGAGUUAAUUAUAAGCUGAAGAAUAAUAAAAGAAAUUAGAAUUAUAAAUGAAUGAAGCAUUGACAUAAUAAAGAGAGAAAUUAUUUAGAUUUGAAAGUGAAAAUCUUUCCUUUAAGUCUUUUAUUGAAGAGUAAAAUCAUGUAAUUGAGACUUUGUCAAGAUAAAUUGAUGGUAUGACUGGUGAUUUAAAAUAUUAACAAUAAUUAGAAGAAGAGUUGUCAAAGAAAAAUUCAUUCUUAACUAAAUAAUUGACAGAAUUAUAAUCUGAAAAUGCUGAAAAUUAAUUUAAGGUUGAGCAUUUAUUAGUUGAAAACAAAUCUCUUAAAUAAGAACUUGAAAUUAGAAUAGACACAGAGUCAGAACUUAAAUUUAAAUUAGAUAAACUUAUUGAAGAAUUAGCAAAGAAAUAACAAUAAAUUAAUGAAUUUGAAUAAAGAAUUAAAGAAUAUGAGUCAAACUAAUCAAAUGAAGUAGUUUAAUUUGAAGAAAAAAUAACUUAUUAUUAAAAUGAAGUUGAAACAUGGAAAAAGAAAUUUAUUGUCUUAAAUAAGGAUUAUCAUAAGACUUAAGAAGAUUUAAUGAUGGUUUAAGCUGAAUUUGAUGCAUUUAAACAAAGAGGAAACCCAACUGUAGUUAGAGUAAUUAUAAUAUUUAAUAUUUUAGGAAUCUACUAGUUUUGAGGUUCGUAAAUCAUCUUUAUAUAAAGAAAAUAUUUCAAAUACUAAAUCAAGUUAAGUCAGCCAAUCCAGUCAAAUUAUUGUUAAGCCAUUAAAAGAAGUUAAUAUUUGA